AACCGUCCAGUGUUUUCCGUAGUCAUCGUUGACUAGCUGGUAACGGUGAGUAGCUGGCAUAGGCAACACAAAGAAAGACCUAAGUUUGUGUAUUUGCUUUUAUACUUUUGGCUCAAAAUGCCGUUGGAGAAUCUGGAGGAAGAGGGUCUGCCCAAGAACCCCGAUCUGAGGAUAGCACAGCUGAAGUUUCUGCUCACCAUGGACGGACACCGACAGGAUGCCAAAGUGAAGACGGAGCUCAUGGACGCAAUCAAAGCUAACAAUAUGGCACCUUAUUAUGAAGGUCUGUGUAAGGAGCUGAAGUGGCAGCUGGACAGUGACCUGCUGAGUAAGAUGAAGAAGGCCAACGAGGAGGAGUUGAAGCGCCUGGAUGAUGUGCUGGAAGAUGCGGAGAAGAACCUGGGAGAGAGCGAGAUCCGAGAUGCCAUGAUGGCCAAAGCUGAAUAUCUCAUCAGAAUUGGAGACAAGGAGGGGGCUCUAACAGCCUUCCGAAAGACCUAUGACAAGACAGUGGCUCUAGGUCACAGAUUAGACAUCGUCUUCUACCUGCUGAGGAUCGGCCUCUUCUACAUGGAUAGCGACCUCAUCACACGCAACUCGGAGAAAGCCAAGAGCCUUAUUGAAGAGGGAGGAGACUGGGACAGGAGGAAUCGCCUGAAGGUUUACCAGGGCCUGUACUGUGUGGCCAUCAGAGACUUCAAACAAGCUGCUGAGCUUUUCCUCGACACGGUCUCCACAUUCACCUCCUAUGAGCUCAUGGACUACAAGACAUUUGUUACUUACACCGUUUACGUCUGCAUGAUCGCCCUCAAAAGGCCUGACCUCCGUGAAAAGGUAAUAAAGGGAGCAGAAAUCUUGGAGGUACUGCACAGUCUGCCUUCUGUCCGCCAGUAUCUUUUUUCGCUCUAUGAGUGCCGUUACUCUGUCUUCUUCCAGUCUUUGGCCAUGGUAGAGCAGGAGAUGAAGAAGGACUGGCUCUUCGCCCCACACUAUCGCUACUAUGUGAGGGAGAUGAGGAUCCAGGCCUACAGCCAGCUGCUAGAGUCCUACCGAUCCCUCACCCUGGGCUACAUGGCCGAGGCCUUUGGUGUCAGCACAGAGUUCAUCGACCAGGAACUGUCCCGUUUCAUAGCUGCUGGCCGUCUCCAUUGUAAAAUUGAUAAAGUGAAUGAGAUUGUGGAAACCAACAGACCUGACAGCAAAAACUGGCAGUACCAGGAAACCAUCAAAAAGGGCGACUUGCUGCUCAACAGAGUCCAGAAGCUGUCGAGAGUUAUUAACAUGUAAACAUGUUAGGCCAUCUUUGCAUUACUCGUCUUGGUUACCCAAACCUGUCGUUUGUUUGACAAAGUGACUCUUAUAUUGUGUAUAUAAUAAAACUUGUUCAACUGUUGACAUUC
Amphiprion ocellaris (clown anemonefish) is the source of this 1400-nucleotide messenger RNA. It is a transcript of the gene psmd6, whose product is annotated as proteasome 26S subunit, non-ATPase 6. Gene Ontology annotation, biological process: proteasome-mediated ubiquitin-dependent protein catabolic process. The transcript is spliced from 8 exons. Gene Ontology annotation, molecular function: protein binding. NCBI's taxonomy places the organism in Eukaryota, Metazoa, Chordata, Actinopteri, Pomacentridae. The record is from RefSeq and is a predicted model, not a curated record. Gene Ontology annotation, cellular component: proteasome regulatory particle. The coding region runs from base 118 to 1287 and encodes 389 amino acids.